Molecule: messenger RNA, 2370 nt
Organism: Eufriesea mexicana
Lineage: Eukaryota; Metazoa; Arthropoda; Insecta; Hymenoptera; Apidae
Exons: 13
Coding region: 1-2370 (789 amino acids)
Biological process (GO): detection of chemical stimulus involved in sensory perception of smell; sensory perception of smell
Cellular component (GO): plasma membrane
Molecular function (GO): odorant binding; olfactory receptor activity
Source: RefSeq, a predicted model, not a curated record
AUGAUCGUCCUGAACAUUCGCCAAGCACUUUACAUAGUGGAACUGGCCGGCACGUUUACCUGUACUUGGCCCAUAGAUCCGAAGAGCAGCAAGAAGGAGAUAGCAUUUCACAAUUUCAGAUGGGUGUUCACAAUGUUAAACGUGAUUCUGUUAAUGAUAUUUCUGGUCCUCGCAAUUUUCCACGUUCCAGACAACAUAGCUGUGUUAAUGCAAACAACCUCAGAGAUCAGCGCUCUGCUCGAGGUGUUCUUCGAUUUGAUACUUUGCAGGAUGAACUCCUGUCGACUGCAGGUUCUGAUAGCCAAGCUGAAAGUGUUUCUGGACGAAGCAAGUGAACACGAGCGUACCGUAAUACAAGGAUACAUAGAUCGGUACAAAGUAUUUUUCUCGGUGACCGGGAUGGGCUACAUGUUCGCUGCAGCCUCUUUUUGUUCUGCACCUUUCUUUACCGGCCAAAAGCUACCAGCUGAUGGAUGGAUUCCGUUUUCUAUCGAAUCACACGGAAUAUUUUGUACAAUUUAUGUCGUGGAAGCCUAUUGCGUUUUACAAACGGGAUUCAGCAUUUUUGUGGACUUCAUGAUAGCCAUUCUCUUCAGUUUCUCUGCAGCCAAAUUAGACAUAUUGGGGAUGAAAUUACGGCACGUGAAAAGCUACGACAUGCUGGUAAGCUGUAUCAAGGAAUAUCAAGAAAUAAUACGAUACGUGGAGGAUAUUAAAGUGACUGUUGAGUUUUUAUUAAUCAAAACGAACGCAACGAUGGCCUGCGCUGUGGUAUGCGGAGCUAUGCCCCUGAUUUAUAAUCAGUCUUUGUCCGUAAUCAGUCAGUUCCUUCCAAUGGUGUUGUCAGGCUGCUUACACCUGUUCGUCAUCUCCUGGCCAGCAGACGAUUUGAGGGAAAGUAGUAUUCGUUUCGCAAAAUCGAUCAGUGAUAUCCACUGGCUAGGCGAACCACGUAAAACGAAGAGCACCGUGGUGAUUAUGAUGAUAAGAAGUCAGAAGGCCUUUCUCGUUACAAUGGGUGGUGUGCUACCGCCUCUAUCAUUGGAAUAUUAUGCAAGAUUUUUAUCUACAUUAUCAUCCUACUUCAUGGGGAUGAGGACCAUGAUUGAAAACAACUUGUUGCAGAAAUUAAUCGAGGCGAUGAAGUUUUACUGCAAGGGAGCCAACUCGUACGAGAAAUACAUCUUCCAACGAUACGUGGACAAGUGCGGCAUGCUGUAUGGCGCGUCCGCGGUUUGGUUCUACUUAUGCGCCAUUAGCGUUACCAUGGGGACUUUCUUUACAUCCCAGACUUUCCCAACAGGUGCAGAGUAUCCGUUUCGCGUUGAUUACGAGCCCUUGAGGGCUAUCAUCUUCGUGCAGCAAACUUUAGUAGGUUUUCAGUGCUCUGCGUUACUGUGUACCAAUAUUGUUUCCGCUUUGCUCUUGCUCUUCGCCGCUUCGCGCUUCGAAAUUUUGAUGAACGACCUGCGGGUAGUCGAGAAUUUUGAUUCGUUGAUAAAAUGUAUCAGGAAGUAUUACGUCGUGAGAAGAUACGCAAAGGAAGUGGCGAACCUGAUACGAUUCACGGCUCUGAUCUCGUUGUGCAUUUGUGGCUUCGAAAGUGUGUUCAGUUGUAUGAUUAUGAUCAAGCCAGUACCGUUCACCGUGAAGUUUCAAUACUUUUCUGUGACUGCAACCACGCUAUUGGGGGUGUUCCUGUUCGCUUGGCCAGCUGACAACUUGAUGAGUGUACGUUUGAUACUCGAGAUGCAGCUUUUCUUCGAGACGUACAGUUGUUUGAACCAACUUAAACCCGUGUACUGCAUCCUGACAGUUACUUUCGUCAUUGGCAGCCUGAAUUUUGUACUCACGCCAUUACUUGUAGAAAAGUAUUCAACUCCACUGAACACCGUGUACUUCAACAUACCGACAGAUAAAUAUCGGGGUCGACGUAUGAUUUCCGUAUUUAAUAUAUUUCAUGUUGUGACCGCUGCUUCGGUGAUGUUCCUCGAUCUACUCGUAAUCUCCAUAAUAUGGCACGCUGCUUACGAAUUCGCUCUCUUGGGAAGCAAGCUGAAGAACCUGAAUGAAAAGCAGGCGAAGAUGUGGAUCACGCAACAUCAAGAUCUGAUCAGUAACACGCCUUACUUCCUCCAGAACGUAUCGUUCAUCGAGCUGUCUCGGUUUAUUCUAGUUAUUGUAUUAUCCAUUCUAUGGUUCCUCGCCUGCAGUUGGGCAGCUGAUAAAAUGACAGUAAUGAGGUGCCAGAAACCUAUUACCAUUUGCAUGACUGGAUUUCAAAGUGCUUGGUCUUUAAAAUUCUGCGAACAACUACUUUACACGACUUUUACUUUUUUCUCGGCAUUGAAAGAAGCGUUGCGAGCAUAA